Sebastes umbrosus (honeycomb rockfish) is the source of this 1159-nucleotide messenger RNA. Its product is annotated as C2 calcium-dependent domain-containing protein 4C-like. Bases 231 to 836 code for a protein of 201 amino acids. NCBI's taxonomy places the organism in Eukaryota, Metazoa, Chordata, Actinopteri, Perciformes, Sebastidae. The transcript has 3 exons. The record is from RefSeq and is a predicted model, not a curated record.
UGCUGCUGCUGCUAUAAACCAGCACACCAGAGACAAACCCAGACCUGCUGUAGACCAGAACCAGACCUGCUGUUGCUAUAAACCAGCAGACCAGAGCCAGACCUGCUGCAAACCAGAGCCAGACCUGCUACUGCUGCUAUAAACCAGCAGACCAGAGCCAGACCUGCUGUAGACCAGGUGAGACUGUGACUCAGAGUCCACCUGACUUGGGUUAAGGUCCUCCUGUCCUCAUGUCGUCUCUGCGGAGUCUGGUUCUGACCCCUCAGCGGACUCCGAGCUUCGUCAUCGUGACCCGCAGUCCGCUCCUCUUCCUGUCUCCGCGGCUCCACCGGCGGUCCCCGGACCGGACGCGGCUGCUGUCGGACCCUGAUGACAGUCCGGGACCAGAUCCUCCUGAGGCCCUUCUCAGCCCUGCGGCCUCGCCCCGGUUUCUGCUGCACCGGCCGCGGAUCAGACCUCCUCACCGAGCCGACACCACCUCUGAUGCUGCAGAGUCUGCGGACACCGACCUGACGACGCGCGCCGCCAUGUCGCUGCCGCACGUGCGGAAGGUGAUCACGCCCUACGGAUUCCGAGCCGUGCUGGCAGCGAGCCCGUGCACACGCCGGCGGGAGUCGCUGUUUCACCGGAACAAACCGGUGACGGUGACGGUCACUGACACGGACCAGCAGGACCCAUGGGCGGACCCCCCUACUCCUCCUAAUCCCGGUCCCGACAGGUCCCCGGUCUGUCUGCGGCCCAUUAGAGCUUUUGGCCUGCAGGUGAUGAAGGAGCUGAGGAGACCUGCAGCUGCCCUGAAGGCUCUGAGUCCCGCCACCAGGACGCGCCCCCGCUGACGUCACGUGGCGAGCUGAUCAUUCUCGUCUCUGUACAUUUUUAACUUUAAUAUUUUAAGAAAAGUCUCUGUUGAGCGUCGUGUGUUUCACUGACCUUUGACCUCCAGCUGUCAGUCAACAUCAGUUUCCAUGGUAACGGGAGUCAUUUACAACCUCAGGUGCUUUGAUUACUGCUCUAAAGCUAAAGAUCAUAUAUUUAUAUAAGAAAUGAAAGUCAUUAGUUGGUUCCAGCAGCGGAGCUACGCUUCCGCCAUUUGACUGAAAGCGACUACCAGGCGCCAGUAAAACGUCCGUCUACAAAGAGACGUACAAAAGUAAAACUA